Messenger RNA from Oncorhynchus masou masou (cherry salmon), 8881 nucleotides. RefSeq names its product piggyBac transposable element-derived protein 5-like. The transcript has 7 exons. The coding region runs from base 330 to 1889 and encodes 519 amino acids. Gene Ontology annotation, molecular function: transposase activity. Gene Ontology annotation, biological process: non-replicative DNA transposition. Lineage: Eukaryota; Metazoa; Chordata; Actinopteri; Salmoniformes; Salmonidae. The record is from RefSeq and is a predicted model, not a curated record.
AGCCCAUUUUACGAGCCACCAACGAAAUAGCUGGCCCAACCCGGAUACGCAGAGGUGUGAUCAAUAUUGAUAAUUUCGGUCUCUGUGCAUAGCGCCUAGAGGUAUUUAAGUAUCCUUGAUGAGGACAGCUCCUCUCCGGAACAUGCUUUGAAGAAAGGGGAGAAUAGAAGUUAUCACAUCACAAGUCUGCAGUAGGCCUAGUAUAAUUCUAAAAACGUACAGUGGGAGUGGACGUAGGUAGGUGUGUGUGGUACGAGUUUUCCCAGUCGUGGAUAGUUGUAUGCCGAAUAGUGUGCCGUGUUGUAAGCUACAAAAAGCAUCGACGAGAGAUGGCGGAAUGUGGGAGGAAGGCGCUGUCUGUCCUGGAGGCGGCUCGCUCACGCUACGAGAGCUUGCAGAUCUCAGAUGAUGUUUUUGGGGAAUCGGGAGAUGACAGCAGCGACAAUCCUUUUUACAGCACUUCGGGUGACUCGAAUUCGGAUAACUGCUGCAUGGAGGCCGGCGACGAUCAAAGGUCAGGUGAGACUGUGAGUUGUCAAAGCGGAGGUCCACCAGGCUCCAUCUCAAUAACUCAAGCAGAAGAGGAUGGAUGGAGCGAAACCCUGCAAGAUAUCACGGUGGCCCCAUACAACGAGACAUAUGGCCCUACCCAGAGAAUGCCAGCUACAGCCACUUGCAUGGACUUCUUCCAGCUCUUUGUGCCCGACAACGCCAUCCAGAACAUGGUGACGCAGACCAACAUGUAUGCCAAGAAGUACCAGGAGCGCUUCGGCAGCGACGAGGGCUGGCGGAACGUGACGGCGGCCGAGAUGAAGGCCUUCCUAGGCUUGGUGACUUCCACCAGCGUUCACCGCUGUGAGUCAGUGCUCAGUAUCUGGAGCAGCGGCUUCUUCAGCAACCGCAGCAUUGCACUCAAGAUGAGCCAGGCGCGCUUCGAGAAGAUCCUCAAGUACUUCCAUAUCGUGGCCUUCCGCUCCAGCCACGGCAGCCAUGGCCUCUACAAGAUCCAGCCCUUCCUGGACUCACUGCAGCAGUCGUUCGGCUGCAGCACCUUCCGCCCCUCACAGACUCAGGUGCUCCAUGAGCCCCUUAUUGACGAGGACCCAGUGUUCAUCACCACCUGUACAGAGAGAGAGCUGAGGAAGAGGAAGAAGAGGAAGUUCAGUCUGUGGGUCCGCCAGUGCACAUCCACUGGUUUCAUCUGUCAGAUCUAUGUGCAUCUGAAGGAGGGCCAGGGUCCUGAUGGGUUGGCCACCCUGAAGAACAAGCCUCAGCUCCACAGUAUGGUGGCCAAACAGCUGUGUCAGAACCUCUCAGGCCGCAACAGCAUCAUCUUCACCGGGCCCAGCAUCACCAGCCUCAACCUGUACCAGGAGUUUGAGAAACAGGAGAUCUACUGCUGUGGGCUGCUGAGCACCAGGAAGAGUGACUGCACCGGCCUGCCCCAGUGCAUGCUGGUGAACCCUGAGAGCCCCCAGCAGAGAGGCCAGUCCCGCAGCAUGAUGAGAGGCAACACCUCCCUCAUCAGCUGGUACAACAAGGGACACUUCCGCUUCCUUACCAACGCCUACUCACCCACCAAGGAAGGGGUGAUCAUCAAGAGGAAAAGUGGUGAGAUUCCCUGUCCGCUGGCUGUGGAGGCCUUCGCUGCACACCUCAGCUACAUCUGCAAGUAUGACGACAAGUACAGCAAGUAUUUUAUCUUCCACAAGCCCAACAAGACGUGGCAGCAGGUGUUCUGGCUGACCAUCAGCAUCGCUAUAAACAACGCCUAUAUUCUGUACAAGAUGUCCGAUGCCUACCACAUCAAGCGCUACAGCCGAGCUCAGUUUGGUGAGAGACUGGUGAGGGAGCUGCUGGAUUUAGAUGACUGCUCCCCCACCCAGUGAGGAGACCACAUAAUCUUUAUAAUAUACACCCACAUACUGUACCCACACACACUGUCACGUCACACACGUACCCACACACACUGUCACGUCACACACGUACCCACACACACUGUCACGUCACACACGUACCCACACACACUGUCACGUCACACACGUACCCACACACACUGUCACGUCUCACACGUACCCACACACACUGUCACGUCACACACACUGUCACGUCACUCACGUACCCACACACACUGUCAUGUCACACACGUACCCACACACACUGUCACGUCACACACACAUUGUCAUGUCACGUCACACACGUACCCACACACACUGUCACGUCUCACACGUACCCACACACACUGUCACGUCACACACGUACCCACACACACUGUCACGUCACACACGUACCCACACACACUGUCACGUCUCACACGUACCCACACACACUGUCACGUCUCACACGUACCCACACACACUGUCACGUCUCACACGUACCCACACACACUGUCACGUCUCACACGUACCCACACACACUGUCACGUCUCACACGUACCCACACACACUGUCACGUCUCACACGUACCCACACACACUGUCACGUCUCACACGUACCCACACACACUGUCACGUCUCACACGUGAACACACACACACUGUCACGUCUCACACGUGAACACACACACACUGUCACGUCUCACACGUGAACACACACACACUGUCACGUCUCACACGUACCCACACACACUGUCACGUCUCACACGUACCCACACACACUGUCACGUCUCACACACGUACCCACACACACUGUCACGUCUCACACGUACCCACACACACUGUCACGUCUCACACGUACCCACACACACUGUCACGUCUCACACGUACCCACACACACACUGUCACGUCUCACACGUCACACACACUGUCACGUCACACACACACUGUCACGUCACACACACACGCACACACACACUGUCACGUCUCACACGUGAACACACACACACUGUCACGUCUCACACGUGAACACACACACACUGUCACGUCUCACACGUGAACACACACACACAGUGUCACGUCUCAAACACACACUGUCAUGUCUCACAUGUACCCAAACACUUUCACGUCUCACACGUACCCAAACACACACUGUUCAUCACACGCAAACCACUAAUGCACACUAACCACACCCACUAAUACAUAUUUUCUUUACAAUUGUAGACACUGGAAUACGUAAUUCCUUAAAUGAAACCAUAUUUGAAUAGUGUCUGUGUUAAAUGGGUUUGGGGACAAAACCUCUAGGUGUAGAGCGCAGGUCUCUAUAUCUGAGUCUGAACUCAAGAGAAAUGUCUAUAACGUUUCAUUACUGAGGCACAAAGCAAAGCCAUUGUACUAUCCACAUGCCUCAUAAUGUUAGUGUCACAAGCUGCAUGACAAAAAAGUGUUUGGAUAAUUUACUCUUCAAAUGUGCAGAAUGUUUCUUAUUUUUUUCUGACCGGGUUAAACGUUGUUUCCAUGUAGUGCAAUGUCACUCUGUAAUGUCAAUCUAUGAUUCUAUUGGACCACCUACCGAGCAACAUCUGGGAUUUUCUCUCCAACAUAGACCUGAACCACUAAGCAGAUAUACUGUAUAUAUACAUAAUGCCCAGGAUCCAUGAUGUUUAAAUGAAAUAUGGAGGAGAAGUAGACCUACGUUACUAUUUCCUUCCAGAGCUCCUUCUGCAGAUGGUUCAUACCUGGAAUGGGAAAUGUCCUACUUAUCAGGGUUGUGCUUACUGUACUCAACUCCAUAUCUCAGUCAAUAGGAACCUUUCAACUUGACAUCAGAUUAUAUGACUGGCAGUCCUUAUAUUUGCAACAUCAUUGGAAAUACUGGAUGGUGUGACUUGUGGUCAGGUUUUCAGACUGCAAAGGGAAGGUUUGAUGAUAUGAUAAACGAUACCAGUCCUUGCCAAUACUGGCCACAUGUACGUUGGUUUGGAUGAGGCGUACUCAAUGUGGCAUAGUCUUGGAUCAUCGAGAGCUGCAGGGGUCAGUUCAGUUCACCUCUAGAUAUACACGCUGAAUCGUCCACAGCCAUACUCACUCACUGACAGACCACACAGACAUGGGCUGUUCCCAGUUCAGGUCUACUGAAUAGGGCGGGGUCUCUGGCUCGGCUGGUCACGUCCACAGCUCAUUCCCUGGAAGCAAGCCUGACAUUGAUCUAUAAAGUAUGUGAUUUGAUAUUAAACAUUUCAUACCAUUCACCAAUGACUCUCAGUCCAAUGAUGUCACUAAAAGAUGGAGAGAAGACAACACCAGACCCACAGAAGUUUGUCAACAUUAUUCCUUCCAAAUGUGCUUUGGAGAAUGGAUUCUCCUGUUCUGUAAUGACUUUGAGAGGGUGCUGUCUUGCAUCUUGUAUGGAGACAGAAUAGUACCCCGAUGUGUUGUAUGUGGAGCUGUUUAAGUCAGUGAAGUGAAUGUCACUGUGGAUUAAUAAUGUCUUCUUGGCCAAUAGACUUAUGUCAGUGUAAAAGUGUGCAAUUCCAAAGUCCACACACACAGGCCUAUUUUAUCCCUUGGCCGAUAACAUACAUUCGUGCUUGUCCACUCCUUGCCACUGUGACUGUCUUAUUGAUGUGUGAAGUGUUUGUGAGAUUUGUCCUAACUAGGACACUACUCAUGCACUUUCGAUCGUCUUGCACUUUAAAGUGAUUCAAUAAAGGUCUAUUGAUGUUUACUAAAUAUCCCUAGCUAUGAUGAAUCCCAUUAAUUAAUGGUUGUACUAAAUGCUUCCUCGGAAAAUAGGAGUUAAAUGAUGCACAUUAAUACUCCAUAACUCUUGUGUAAAUCCAUGCUCUGUCACAGAAUACUGAAGAUUAAUGCUGUUUAACUGGUAUCGACUAGGUUUCCUCCCUAAUUAUUGAGUGCUCGAAUAUUCUUUGAAGAAGCAGGAAAUCAAAGUUUACUAGAAAGGGAAAUGAGUGUCUAUUGAGUGCUGACUUAUGCAACCUAGCGCUACAAUAUUUAUGUAGGAAUGAUUUAAAGGGGAUAUUGCUGAUCAACUAAAGUAGAUGAUGAACACUAAAAACCAAUGAAAUUGAAAAUGUUAUGAAUAUUUACCUAAAUAUAUAAUAUGUGCAUAGGCAAUUGUGGUAAAUGUGUUUUUGUGUGCAGAUAAGGUAUGUAUACUGAACAAAAAUAUAAAGGCAACAUGCAACCAUUUGAAAGAUUUUACUGGGUUACAGUUCAUAACAGAACAUCAGUCAAUGUAAAUAACUUCAUUAGGACCUAAUCUAUGGAUUUCACAUGACUGGUAAUACAUAUAUGCAUCUAUUGGUCACAGAUAACAACUAUAAAAGGUAGGGGCGUGGAUCAGAUCCUCUUCAAUGGCUGUGCUAAGUUGAUGGAUAUUGGCGGGAACUGGAACACACUGUCGUACACGUCGAUCCAGAGCAUCCCAAACAUGCUCAACGGGUGACAUGUCUUGUGAGUAUGCAGGCCAUGGAAGAACUGGGAUAUUUUCAGCUUCCAGGAAUUGUGUACAGAUCCUUGGGGCAGUGCAUUAUCAUGCUGAAACAUGAGGUUGAAGAAUGGCACGACAAUGGGCCUCAGGAUCUCAUCAAGGUAUCUCUGUGCAUUCAAAUUACCAUCGAUAAAAUCAACUGUGUUCGUUGUCCAUAGCUUAUGCCUGCCCAUACCAUGCAGUAAACCCACCUCCACCAUUUGGGCACUCUGCCAACAACGUUAACAUCAGUGAACCACUCGCCCACAUAACUGCGGUUGUGAGGACGUACUGCCAAGUUCUAUAAAACAACAUUUAUGGUAGAGAAAUUAACAUUAAAUUCUCUGGCAACAACUCUGUUGGACAUUCCUGCAGUCAGAAUUCCAAUUGUACAUGUCCUCAUCUUGAGACAUCUGUGGCAUUGUGUUGUGGGACAAAACUGCACAUUUUAGUGGCCUUUUGUCCCCAGUACAAGGUGCGCCUAUGUAAUGAUCAUGCUGUGUAAUUAGCUUCUUGAUAUGCCACACCUGUCAUGUGGAUGGAUAAUCUUGGCAAAGGAGAAAUGCUCACUAACAGGGAUGUAAAUAAAUGUGUGCAGAAAAUUUGAGCGAAGUAAGCUUUUUGUCCGUAUGGAACAUUUCUGACAUCUUUUAUUUCAGCUCAUAAAACAUGGGACCAACAUUUCAUGUUGCGAUUAUAUUUUUUUAGUGUAUGAUUAUAGUUCUAUUAGUCUUCACUUAUAGGUAAGACAAAUGAUUGUCAUUUUUCACAUUUUCUUUCCCCAAAAGACAUUGUCAUUCUUGUGUAUGUUUGUGUGAGCCACUAGUUCUGUGCACUGAUCACUGUCUGAAAGAAGCUCUGACAUGCCAUACAUCGGUUGAUAAUGUUCAUAACAAUGCUCUUUUGUUCUGAAUUGUUAUAGUGAUAGACACCAAGAAGUAUGCAUGUUACAGUCAACAACUGUUCAAAAUAAACACUUCUACUCAGCCAUGUAUUAGAUAUUUUCUCAGUGCCUUGUACAUAUAACAUAUUUUGGUAUUUUGGUAUGUUAAAAGAGAGCAAUAUGGACAAAACCACAAAGGCAUUUGAUGCCAGUAUCAUCGAUUUCACGUCUUCUGCAUAGAAAAUAUAUAAUUUAUUCGAGACAGAUUAACAAAUGACAGUUUGUCAUGUCAAUCUGUAUAAUGCAUGUGUUCAUGAAUUUCAUUAUUUUCUCACUCCAUGAUUCUACUAUUAGGUUUUACGUUCAACCCUUACAACACAGAUAGCCAAGUCAUAUUCAGUACCUGAGGCCACAUCCUAUCAUUCUUUUUUAGCAUCCAUGGCCAUUUCUCAUUGCCUGAAAUGUCUGUGUCAGUCUGAUAUCACUGUAAUUCCCUAUAGCAUCUGAGAGGCCAUUUUUAUUUACCAUUCCUCCAUCUUUUCCCAUCGUUCACGAUCAGCUCCUUUGUCUAGGUCACAUUGAGGGAGGUUGUUGCCCUGGCACCACACUGCCAGUUCUCUGACCUCCUCCCUAUAGGCGGUCUCAUCGUUGUCGGUGAUCAGGCCUACCAUUGUUGUGUCGUCAGCAAACUUGGGUGAACAGGGAAUACAGAAGGGGACUAAGUACACACCCCUGAGGGGCCCCAGUGUUAAGGAUCAGCAUGACAGAUGUGUUGUUGCCUACCCUUACCACCUGAGGGUGGCCCGUCUCAGCAUGACAGAUGUGUUGUUGCCUACCCUUACCACCUGAGGGUGGCCCGUCAGGAAGUCCAGUAUCCAGUUGCAGAGGGAGGAGUUUUGUCCCAGAGUCCUUAGCUUAGUGAUGAGCUUCAUGGGCACUAUGGUGUUGAACACUGAGCUGUAAUCAAUGAACAGCAUUCUCACAUAGCUGUUCCUUUUGUCCAGCUGAGAAACACAUAGCUGUUCCUUUUGUCCAGCUGAGAAAGGUCAGUGUGGAGUGCGAUUGAGAUUGCGUCAUCUGUGGAUCUGUAGGGGCGGUAUGCGAAUUGGAGUGGGUCUAGGGUGUCCGGGAGGAUGCUGUUGACCAGCCUGUCAAAGCACUUCAGGCCUACGGACGUGAGUGCCACGGGGCGGUACCACUCCAGUGCACCCACCUCUACCUCUAAACUAAGCUCUUAAUGGACAAUCUGAGACUGCAUGCAAAUAAGGAUAUUACCAUACACUGCAUCUCUUUGGCUAGUCAGGCAGCCCAUGCCCAUUGUGUUCUUAAUAGUUUUUUAAUAGUGUUCUCAACAUUUUUUUACUCACUAUUUUGUGAAUGUUUUUCAUUCAAUUUAAUCUUCACUCUGCAUUAGUGAUCAAGACUGAUAAAACACUGUAAAUACAGUAUAAUAGCCAACAUGGAGUCUAUAAUUUUGAGAGAGACUGAAGUUUAAUGGAAGUAGCUCAGUGAACUGUGAAGUUUAAUGGAAGUAGCUCAGUGAACUGUGAAGUUUAAUAGAAGUAGCUCAGUGAACUGUGAAGUUUAAUGGAAGUAGCUCAGUGAACUGUGAAGUUUAAUGGAAGUAGCUCAGUGAACUGUGAAGUUUAAUGGAAGUAGCUCAGUGAACUGUGAAGUUUAAUGGAAGUAGCUCAGUGAACUGUGAAGUUUAAUGGAAGUAGCUCAGUGAACUGUGCUCGUGUCGUGUGAUGAGUAACCUUGCCUCUGCCUAUAGGCUUGAAUAUGCAAAGAAGCCAAUCUCAAAAUAAUAGUGCUGCCACAUCUGCAGGAACAUUGAGACCUCAUUGUUAUGUCUUUCUGUAGGCCUAUAGUGCAAUGUGGUAAUUGAAAGUCUAAAGUUGAGACAAAGAUGUAUGGUGGAGACACUCAUUUCAAGGAAAGGAAAUUAACUUUGCUGACCUCAGGGCAUCAUUAUUUGAUAUUCAAAGGUUAAUUAAAAAUAAAUACAAUAAGGUGCUAUCAAAAUACUGUAAAGAAUUCUAGUAGAUAAUAUUGAAAUAUUUAUCAUAAUGUUCUCAAUCAUUGGUCAGUAGUAAAUUUGUAAAGAAUAUUAAGGGAAGUUGAAAUUAAAUCUAGUUUCAGCGUAGUAUAUUUCACAUUGUACUAAUGUGUAUAUAGCUCAUGUAAACUGGACCAAACAUCCUAACAUAUCGGAUUAAUUCUAUAAGAAUGUAAUGUCAAAAAAACUAUGUAUGAUUGCUCUGAGAAUGUUGUGUUGCAGAAACUGCUUCUCGUCCUGUGUGUCUUCCAUCGGUGGAGGAAAAGUGAUAGCUGUGUCAUGUUUGUACACUCCUCAUUGUGUAUUCCCUCUAAUCUCCAUGUUAACUGUGCACCCCCCUGGGCCCAGUUUUUCAAGUUGUUUAUCUAGAUUUCUCCUAUCAGAUGGCAUUAAAUGCAUAGAAAUAGAAUGCAUCCCCAUUUUCUGUUCUGUUCAUUCCAUGUCUAUAAAUUUAAUCCAAUCUGAUAGAAAUCCAUCUUUUGAAAAACUGGGCUAUGACUGACUUUGAAUCGUAUGUUGAUGAGCAUUUACACCAUGUUGCACACAUUUAAUAAAUGUUCAUGAUUUUAUACAC